Hemicordylus capensis (graceful crag lizard) is the source of this 607-nucleotide messenger RNA. RefSeq names its product apolipoprotein C-II-like. The coding region runs from base 171 to 470 and encodes 99 amino acids. The transcript is spliced from 5 exons. Gene Ontology annotation, cellular component: chylomicron; very-low-density lipoprotein particle; low-density lipoprotein particle. NCBI's taxonomy places the organism in Eukaryota, Metazoa, Chordata, Lepidosauria, Squamata, Cordylidae. Gene Ontology annotation, biological process: negative regulation of very-low-density lipoprotein particle clearance; high-density lipoprotein particle clearance; chylomicron remnant clearance. Gene Ontology annotation, molecular function: lipoprotein lipase activator activity; lipid binding; phospholipase binding. The record is from RefSeq and is a predicted model, not a curated record.
UUUUCUGGAGAGUUGAGACUCAUAUAAAUAAGUUGUGCCUGGUUCUGGCCCCGGGACAGACAACAGCACACCAGCGGGAGGAGAAAGAGAGAGGGGGAGAAGAAAUCUCUCGGCAACCAACAAGAAGGAACAGUGCAGGUUCUACGAAGAGUGAGGCAACUCUGGUGACCAUGGACCUGAAAGUGGUGCUGGCCUCCAUCCUGUUGCUGCUCUUCUGCUCAGAAGUUGCCAGCUACAGCCUGCAGAAACGGGAAGCCCCACCAAAGGAACCACUGACUCAACUUGGGGAAACGAUCAGCGGCUAUUGGGACCAAUUCAGCACCAAUGCCCAGGACUGGCUAGGAAAGAUUACAACCCCGGAGUUUAGUGAACAAGUUCGCAAUAUCUACAAAAAAAGUACAAUGGUCGUGGGCACCUAUACCAACAUACUGUCUGAUCAGGUGUACCAUUGGUGGCAUGGUGAAAAUUAAGGUGGCUUGGCUUUCUCCCUUCGGUGGUGGUUGGUCCGCCCGCUAAUCCAGUGGAUCCCCUCCCCUUUUCAUACAUUUUGGGUGUACAGAUGCUUUCUUUCUUAACCAGUGAAUAAAGCUCAUUUCCUCCUAUGGUA